Anopheles marshallii is the source of this 1614-nucleotide messenger RNA. Its product is annotated as probable cytochrome P450 9f2. Gene Ontology annotation, molecular function: oxidoreductase activity, acting on paired donors, with incorporation or reduction of molecular oxygen; heme binding; iron ion binding. The transcript has 2 exons. Lineage: Eukaryota; Metazoa; Arthropoda; Insecta; Diptera; Culicidae. The record is from RefSeq and is a predicted model, not a curated record. Bases 1 to 1614 code for a protein of 537 amino acids.
AUGUUGGGUACUCUUGCAGCAAGCCUGCUGUCGCCGGAAGGACUGAUGCUGGUUGCCUUAGCCGGUCUGCUCUACUACUAUGUGGUGGUGCGUAGUGCACGCUAUUUUGCUGACCGUGGCGUAGCGUAUGUGCCACCGGUACCACUGCUCGGCAAUGGGGCGGACUUCAUCACGCGCAAGCGCCACAUCACCGACGUCCUCAGCGACAUGUACCACCGGUUCACCCAGCAUCGGUUCUUCGGCUACUUUGACUUUCUCUCCCCGAUCUACGUGGUGCGCGAUCUGGAACUGGUGAAGCAGAUCUGCAUCAAGGACUUUGACCACUUCAUCAACCACCGGAUCCAGCUGGACGAGAACCACGAUCCGCUGUUCGGCCGUGCGCUGUUUGCGAUGCGCGACACGCGUUGGCGCAAUAUGCGCACCGUCCUCAGCCCGGCCUUUACCGGCAGCAAGAUGCGGCUAAUGUUUGGGCUGAUCACGAGCUACUGCGACGGUGCGGUGCGUACGAUCCGCUCCGAGAUGGGCAGCGAUGGAUGUGCGGAGCUGGAGAUGAAGGAACUCUUCCGACGGUUUGGGAACGAUAUCGUCGCGACGUGCGCGUUCGGCAUCGAGAUUAACUCGUUCCGCGACCGAACGAAUGCGUUCUACACGCUCGGCAAGGAGUUGACCAACCUGGAGGGUACGCAGGGCAUCAAGUUCCUUGCGUUCUCGUCCUUUCCGCGCGUGAUGCGUGCGUUGCGCUUGAGGCUGUUCAGCGAAAAGAUGACUAGCUUCUUCCGGCACGUCGUGAUGGAUACAAUUGCGCAGCGGGAACAGCGUGGCAUCGUGCGGCAUGAUAUGAUAAAUCUGCUCAUGCAGGCUCGCAAGCAGGAGCUACGGUUCGAUGAAAAUGACAACAUCGAGACGAGCAAUGGUGGUGCCGGGAGUCAGAAGCGAUUGAUGGACUGGACGGAUGAUGAUUUGACCGCGCAGUGCACGGUGUUCUUCUUCGGCGGGUACGAUACCGUCUCGACCCUAUCCGCCUUCAUGGCACACGAGCUCGCCGUCAAUCCGGACGUCCAGACCCGUCUGCGCGACGAGGUUGACAGCGUGCGCACCUCGAUCGGUGGCGCGGACAAGCUGACCUACGAAACGCUCCAAUCCAUGCGCUACAUGGACAUGGUGGCGAACGAAACGUUGCGCAAAUGGACGCCGGCCCCAUUCCUCGACCGCACCUGCACCAAACCGUACGUGCUGGAAGACUACAACGGCCACAAGGUGCAGCUGCAGAAGGGUGACGGACUGUGGGUACCGGCAGCGGCUAUCAUGCGCGACCCGCAACUGUUCCCCGAGCCCGACCGCUUCUGGCCGGAACGAUUUGCACCGGACAGUCAGAACCCGGUCGACACGUCCGCAAUACUUGCGUUCGGGCUGGGGCCGCGCAACUGCAUCGGGUCCCGGUUCGCGCUGAUGGAGGCGAAGGCCGUGUUCUUCUUUCUGCUGUCACAUUUCUUCCUGGAGGCGGGACCACGCACCCAGCACCCGAUCAAACUGAAGAAAGCUAGCCUGGGACCUUCGGCAGAGAAGGGCUUCUGGAUACGGUUCCGGCUGCGCGACCAGGGUCGUCAAUCCUAA